Messenger RNA from Scophthalmus maximus (turbot), 495 nucleotides. RefSeq names its product histone H2A-like. Gene Ontology annotation, cellular component: nucleosome. The record is from RefSeq and is a predicted model, not a curated record. The transcript has a single exon. NCBI's taxonomy places the organism in Eukaryota, Metazoa, Chordata, Actinopteri, Pleuronectiformes, Scophthalmidae. Gene Ontology annotation, molecular function: structural constituent of chromatin; protein heterodimerization activity; DNA binding. The coding region runs from base 16 to 399 and encodes 127 amino acids.
AACAAACAAGCGAACAUGAGCGGAAGAGGCAAAACCGGUGGAAAGGCCCGAGCCAAGGCGAAGACCCGCUCCUCCAGGGCCGGGCUGCAGUUCCCCGUCGGCCGUGUCCACAGGCUGCUCAGGAAGGGUAACUACGCCCAGCGUGUCGGUGCCGGAGCUCCGGUCUACCUGGCGGCGGUGCUCGAGUAUCUGACCGCUGAGAUCCUGGAGCUGGCCGGUAACGCGGCCCGCGACAACAAGAAGACCAGGAUCAUCCCCCGUCACCUGCAGCUGGCUGUCCGCAACGACGAGGAGCUCAACAAGCUGCUGGGCGGAGUCACCAUCGCUCAGGGCGGCGUGCUGCCCAACAUCCAGGCGGUGCUGCUGCCCAAGAAGACCGAGAAGCCCGCGAAGAAGUGAAGACCCCCGGGACAACAACCACCAACACAACGGCUCUUUUAAGAGCCACACACCCUCCGAUAGAGAGCAGCGACCCCCGAUCACAUCACAACCCAC